Messenger RNA from Colletotrichum destructivum, 2447 nucleotides. RefSeq names its product Putative cytochrome b5-like heme/steroid binding domain, acyl-CoA dehydrogenase/oxidase. Gene Ontology annotation, cellular component: cytoplasm. Lineage: Eukaryota; Fungi; Ascomycota; Sordariomycetes; Glomerellales; Glomerellaceae. The coding region runs from base 604 to 2226 and encodes 540 amino acids. The record is from RefSeq and is a predicted model, not a curated record. Gene Ontology annotation, molecular function: acyl-CoA dehydrogenase activity; flavin adenine dinucleotide binding. Gene Ontology annotation, biological process: fatty acid beta-oxidation using acyl-CoA dehydrogenase. The transcript has 4 exons.
GUCAUAUGUUUCCUGGUGCAGAGAUACCUUGAUUCCCUUGGGUGGGUCUCUUCGGGCCUCGAUGCACUACCUACAAGUCUGCAGCAACCAGAAGCCAGAAGCCAAGAUGUACCUUUUCUCACACCCGCACCCGAGCUUCCGCCCGCAGACAAGGAGAGGUACCUUUUCCCUUCCCUGCCCACCUCUUCUCAGCUCGCCGCAAGCAUGUGAUUGUCUGGCCUGGUCCGUCCAUUUGCCGACCGUGGCCGUGGACGUGGCCGUGGCCGUCGCGACUCGGUCCUUGAUUACAUUUUCCCCAGACUGCCUACAGUGAGUGGUACUCUGUACUACUGUACUCUGUGCCGGACCUUCUGACAUACCCCAGACCAAGACAAGACCUGGCUUACGUCUUUUAAACAUUCUUAUCCCCUCUUCCCCCCUUCAUCCCCGUCUCACCACUUGACUCUCUCUCUCUCUUUCUCUCUGUUCCUCUUCCAUCUUCAUCCAAACCACCGUCCGUAUACCCAUCCGACGAGUGUCUGCCACCCAUCCAUCCAUCGAUCCCUGUCGGAUUGUGCAAACAGCGGACAGAUAAACAGACAAAGAGACAGACACUCGCCCACCAUGUCCAAGACCUUCUCGACCAGCGACGUUGCGUCGCACAACAAGCCCGAGGACUUGUACAUCAUCGUUGAUGGCGACGUCUACGACCUCACAAAGUUCCAGGAUGACCACCCUGGUGGUAAGAAGAUCCUCCAGCGUGUCGCCGGCAAGGACGCCUCGAAGCAGUUCUGGAAGUACCACAACGAGGGCAUCCUGAAGAAGUACAAGACCAAGCUGCUUGUUGGCUCCCUCGACAGCAAGCCCAAGGCCGCCGAGCCCGCACCCGCCGCCGCCCCCGCGCCCAAGAAGGCCGCUCCCAAGAGGGCCCCCGAGAGCAGCAACACCGAGUCGGAGCCCAUGGACCCCUUUGGCGAUCUGGUCCCCUACGCCGACCCCAACUGGUACCAGGCCUACCACACCCCCUACUUCAACGAGACGCACGCUGCCCUCCGCGCCGAGAUCCGCGAGUGGGUCGAGACCAACGUCGAGCCUUUUGUCGGCGAGUGGGAUGAGAAGAAGGAGGUCGACCCCUCCAUCUACAAGCAGAUGGGUGAGCGCGGCUACCUGGCCGGCCUGCUCGGCGUCCACUACCCGACCCAGUACACCAAGAGGACGGUCGCUUCGGUCGACCCCAAGGACUGGGACCUCUUCCACGAGAUGCUGCUGACGGACGAGCUGUCGCGCGCCGCCUCGGGCGGUUUCGUCUGGAACGUUAUUGGCGGCUUCGGCAUCGGCUGCCCGCCUCUCGUCAAGUUCGGCCAGAAGGCCCUCGUCGAGCGUAUCCUGCCCGGCAUCCUCGAUGGCGACAAGCGCAUCUGCCUGGCCAUCACCGAGCCCGACGCCGGCUCCGACGUCGCCAACCUGACGUGCGAGGCCAAGCUCAGCGAGGACGGCAAGCACUUCAUCGUCAACGGCGAGAAGAAGUGGAUCACCAACGGCAUCUGGUGCGACUACUUCACCACUGCCGUCCGCACCGGCGGCCCCGGCAUGAACGGCGUUAGUCUGCUGCUCAUCGAGAGAGGGCCCGGCGUCACCACGAGACGCAUGGACUGCCAGGGCGUGUGGUCCAGCGGCACCACCUACAUCACCUUUGAGGAUGUCAAAGUUCCCGUCGAGAACCUGCUCGGCAAGAAGAACCAGGGUUUCAGAGUCAUCAUGACCAACUUCAACCACGAGCGUAUCGGCAUCAUCAUCCAGUGCCUCCGCUUCUCCCGCGUCUGCUAUGAGGAGUCGGUCAAGUACGCUAACAAGCGCCGCACCUUUGGUAAGAAGCUCAUCGAGCACCCCGUCAUCCGCCUCAAGCUCGCCCACAUGGCCCGCCAGAUUGAGGCGUCGUACGCGUGGCUCGAGAACCUCAUCUACCAGUGCGAGAAGAUGGCCGAGACCGAGGCCAUGCUCAAGCUCGGCGGCGCCAUUGCCAGUCUCAAGGCCCAGAGCACCGUCACCUUUGAGUUCUGCGCCCGCGAGGCCUCGCAGAUCUUUGGCGGCCUGUCGUACUCGCGCGGUGGCCAGGGCGGCAAGGUCGAGAGGCUGUACCGCGACGUGCGCGCCUACGCCAUCCCCGGCGGCAGUGAGGAGAUCAUGCUCGACCUCAGCAUCCGGCAGAGCAUGCGCGUGCACAAGGCGCUGGGUAUGAAGCUGUAAGCCUUGAUUCGACGAAGAUGACGACGGAGGCGAGGAAGGGGAGAAGGCGGCGGGCAGCAGGGGCGAGGACCAGAGACUAUCACAUCAUGCCAUGUACGAAUAGACCAGCUUGGACAUGUUUUUCUUUGUCGGGGCGUUUUGCAUGGGGGCAAAACCAGGAUCGGAGUCCAGAUGAACACGGGCUCAUUCAUCAUAUCAAAUCUCUUCACAUCUACACUGCC